UGAAGUCUUCUGCGCAAUGUGAUAUCCUAGGGCAAUGGCAAUGCUAUUCUUCUCUGUAUCGUCUCAAGUCUGAAUUGUGUCUCCUCGAAAUGGGACAGGUGUCGAGCACUAGUGUGCCAUCUGAACAAGUCGUCCAGCCAGACCUCUACGAACACCCUCAUCCAGUCCAGAGACAUAUGUACAGCUCAAAUGACGAUGUUCUCUGCUGCUCACAACCCCAAGGCCGACAAGGCUGCGCUUACGAUGGCUUAUAUUGGCAAACAUAUCUCUGAGCUGCCAACGCCUGCUUGCCUCAUCGAUAUAGACAUUGCUCAACAAAAUUGUCAAGACAUGCAUGAAAAUGUAGACAGGCUCAAUGUCCUAUUCAGAGCUCAUGUCAAGACUCAUAAGACUAUGGAAUUGACGCGUAUGCAGCUGACUGCUACACACACGAACGUCAUCGUGUCAACGAUGAUGGAAGCUUACAAUCUGCUACCUCUAGUGAGGGAGGGUCUCAUUCGCGAGAUCCUCUAUGGCGCGCCACUUGCAAAGUCACGAUUCGCUGAAGCCUUCGAAAUAAGAAAGCAAGUUCCUCAUUUUCUAGUCAUGGUCGACAAUAUCGAGACUGUCCGCCAGAUGCAAGACUUUUGUCGAGCAUCGGUCCGCAGUAUAGACGUGCACGACAAUUACGUCUUUGAGGUUUUUGUCAAAGUCGAUUGCGGCACACAUCGAGCAGGUCUUGAGCCAGAGUCUCAUGCUUUACGACAAUUGAUUGACGCGAUCAUAAAGGACGAAGAUAUUGGCCUUUAUGGCUUCUACUGCCACUCGGGGCAUUCUUAUGACGCGAGGACACCUGGAGAAGCCAAAGAACGGCUAUUUGAAGAAAUUGCUUCCGCCAAUGCAGCAGCGCAAUAUGCCCUGAGUCGUCCAGAACACCGGGUAGAAGAUUUCGUGCUCAGUGUCGGUGCGACUCCGACAGCGCAUGUCUCUUUACAGAUCGACAAGAGUCAAUUGCCUGAAAUUGCUCCAGGAUGUUGCCUUGAGCUUCAUUCCGGAAACUAUGUAUUAAGCGAUCUGCAGCAAUUCUCAACAUCGCUCGUGCAAAACGACCGCAUAGCAAUUCGGGUCAUUGCAGAUGUCACAUCGACCUACUACGACAAGCGCGAUGAGUAUUUGAUCAAUGCAGGGGUCAUUGCCUUUGCACGGGAAACUUCUGCUGUGCCUGGCUUUGGGCUUGUUGUCCCUGCAGACGACAAGAUGUGGAAUUUCGGUAAAGAUACUGCAUGUUCUACAGUCGUGCGUCUCAGUCAAGAACAUGGCAUCGUCAGCCCCUGGGCCAGUGCUGAGAGUGGAAACCGUGAGCGGGUGGGAGAUCGUGUGGCAAUCAUACCGCAACAUGCAUGCAUCACUGCACAAGGCUUUCCUUACCUCUUUGGUGUCCGCGACAAUGUAGUAGUGGAUGUGAUGCCUACCUUUCACGGCUUUUGAUUGUGAUGUCCUUCCAUGG
This is a messenger RNA of Protomyces lactucae-debilis, 1486 nucleotides long. RefSeq lists its product as uncharacterized. The record is from RefSeq and is a predicted model, not a curated record. Lineage: Eukaryota; Fungi; Ascomycota; Taphrinomycetes; Taphrinales; Protomycetaceae. Gene Ontology annotation, biological process: D-serine catabolic process. Bases 190 to 1467 code for a protein of 425 amino acids. Gene Ontology annotation, molecular function: D-serine ammonia-lyase activity. The transcript is spliced from 2 exons.